UCUAGUCUGUACGAACUGUACAAUCAAGGUGGACGUGUUUUUAAUUAUUAACUGUUGAAAAAAAUAAAUCUAAAACAAUGGGCAAGAAAAAAGGAGGAAAUAAAAACAAACUGGCCAAAAUGUCCGAGGAGGAACGGGCACGGUAUCUUCAGCACCGGGCCGACAUGGAAGAGGAAGCUCGACGCCGGAAACAACAACUGAUAGCCACGUUUAUGAAGAACAAGCUAAAACGUGAGGACGCCUUCUCCCGGCUGAACCUGGCCAAGAUCAAUCAAGAAUGGCGCACCAUUUUGCGCAACAUCAAGUGCAAGGAGUUACGCAACGAAAUCGAACUUGUUGAAAAAAUGUGCAAGGAGUGCAUCGAGAAUAAAAACGGCGUCAUCCGGCGGUUGCUGUGCGACCUGGACGAAUCGGAGGAAAUCUACGCGACCAUGCUGCACUCUCAUAUGGAAAAGAUCCAGAAAAUCAUGGACAUACACAACGAUCGGUUGCGGUUUUUAACUCAGCUGUACGAGAUCGACAAGAAAGAGAUCAUCGCUAAGUAUGAUCAGGAGAUUACCAACUACAAGAGCAAAAAGUUUGGUAUGCAGAAGGAGCUAGAGUGUGUUUUCUACGGGCUGGCGGAACGAUCAAGACUUGAGCGCAAACAAGCGGAGGAAGAGCACAUGAUGAAAAAGGACGAACUGAAAAAUUCGAUGAUUCUAAAACUGGAGAUGAUCACCAAGGAGCGCGAGCGACACAUGGAAAAGCUGUGGAAAGAAUUCCAGAAGGUGUUGAGUACGUACUUGCGCAACACCGAAGAAUAUCGCAACGAGUACAGCAAACUGCGAGAUCAGGAUGCCAAGGAUACGCAGAACAUCCAAAACCACUACGUCGAGGUCGCUCGGCUUAGUGAGCUGAUCGGUAACCUGCGACACAAGCUGGUUACCAUUCGGGAAGAGCACGAAUUUAACAUUAAGCAGCUGCAGAAGACGAAAGCCGAGCUACAGGAGCGGGUAAGAAACAUUAAACAGGAAAUGAAGAUUAGCUUGAAACGAGAUGAAGACAAAAUGAAGCAGUUGGCGGUUUGCAGUAAUGAUGCCUUGAAGUAUCUGCAGAAUCUCAAAAAACGUGGGACUGCGAUUCUUCAGAUUGCCAACUUUUGUAAAAAGUUUGAAACAGAAAACGAGAGCUUACUUCCGUUUGUUCAUAGUGCAGUGAAAAGGCAAAUGUUUGAAGUGGAUGAAGAUGAGCUCAAGGAGCCGGCCACAGAGUUUGAAAGCUUCAAAAAGGACACCUUUGGUAUUGCAAAGAAAUUCGAAAACUUCUGGAUGAGAUUCAACAAAGCUAGAAUUGACUGCGCUUGCCUUAAAGAGGAGAAACAACAACUGCUGGAAGAAAAUGAACGCCUGAAAAAUCAACUGAAGGAGUACUUGAUAACUGUUAACAUGAACAACGGUGGAUCGUUGGAGUCUAACGAAACUCUGCUGGCCAAGCGACCCAGUUCUAUGAAGGUUGAGAAAGUAAUCCAUAUCGAUUUAAAAAAUAACUCCAACAAAUUUACAAAGAACGGCCAACGCAGACCUGUCACAUGCAUCGAGGGAAAUUUAAGCAACGCCAUUCGGAGCAAUAAGCUGCUAGAAAUACGAACCAAAUCAACCAAACUGUACUCGGUGGUUCAAACCUCAUAAAUCUUCAACAUAUUUCAGUGGAUUUGAUAUUACCACGCACAACUCCAAACGAUUCGCACCAAAUUUGUGUUACUGGAAUAUGUUUUAAUUUGUAGGCAGUUUUAUCAUGUAAAAAGACGAAUACAAAUUGUGGCACCAGACAACAAAAGUAAAAAUAAAAUAAAGUUAAAGCACAAAAACGAUCAGACGAUAUCUUAAAAAUUAACGUAAUAGAUAAAUACCUUCUCUGUUCGGUUACUCGAGAAGCCCAUUGCUGCUUGUUUUAUAAUUACUGGCACAACAAAUCGAACGGGAAGCACAUUUCAGCGUGGAAUUGCCAUCACAACGGGACGAUCGGAAGCCACAAACGAUUGAGUCCGGCGAAUCAUAAAAUCAGGAGCUUUACGGAACGUCGGUGCCAUAGCCUAAAAGAAAAAUAAAUUUCAAUAAAUGCGAUUGCUGUUUACCAAACAAACUACGAACCUGUAGUUUGGCCUCGACUAUACCCUUGUUGUCUUCCGAAAGCUGAAUCUUUUGACGCGCUUGCUUCAGCUCUCGGUCUAAUUUUUUGCGUUCUU
Molecule: messenger RNA, 2227 nt
Organism: Wyeomyia smithii (pitcher-plant mosquito)
Lineage: Eukaryota; Metazoa; Arthropoda; Insecta; Diptera; Culicidae
Product: dynein regulatory complex subunit 2
Exons: 3
Coding region: 78-1670 (530 amino acids)
Biological process (GO): cilium-dependent cell motility; regulation of cilium movement; axonemal dynein complex assembly
Cellular component (GO): axoneme; axonemal dynein complex
Source: RefSeq, a predicted model, not a curated record